This is a messenger RNA of Sorghum bicolor (sorghum), 2109 nucleotides long. Its product is annotated as phospholipase A1-Igamma1, chloroplastic. Bases 273 to 1814 code for a protein of 513 amino acids. Gene Ontology annotation, biological process: lipid metabolic process. The transcript has a single exon. Gene Ontology annotation, molecular function: glycerophospholipase activity. Lineage: Eukaryota; Viridiplantae; Streptophyta; Magnoliopsida; Poales; Poaceae. The record is from RefSeq and is a predicted model, not a curated record.
CUACAAAGGAUCGAGCAGCUGCAACUUACCCCAUCAGUACGUUCUCAUCCCAUAAAGGCAUAUAUAUGGAUGGAUGUAUCGAUGGCGAGCUGCUCCUCCUCCGAGCUACGAGCUCAAACACGCCAAGAAAGCAAGAAAACUGUAGCCACCGCGCGCACGACGGCACGACUAGCUAGGCCACGUUGACGUUCAAAACAAGCAUAGCGUCGUCGUCUGAUCUCUGAUCGCGUCGACGACAACGUUGAGUCGGUGACCACACCAAGCAGGCGGUGAUGGCAGCCACCAUAUCUUCCUGCCUGAGCCUCCUGCCCACCGUGCACCACCGGGGCUUCCCCAAUGCGGCACUGACGAACACGGUUCAGCGCCGUCGUCGUUCUUGCCGCUAUGUCGUCGUCGCCUCGGCGUCCACAACCAACCGGGCGGCCCCUGUGAUCGGGGAGACGGGCAGCGGCUCUGAUCAGGCAGCGAAGCCGUCGGGGCAUUCUGACGAUCACGGGGAACUGGCCGCACGGUGGCGGGAGAUCCAUGGCAGCAACAACUGGGAGGGUCUGCUGGACCCCAUCGACGACGUGCUCCGCGGCGAGCUCAUCCGCUACGGCGAGUUCGCGCAGGCCACCUACGACAGCUUCGACUACGACCGCUUCUCCCCCUACUGCGGCAGCUGCAAGUACCCUGCCAGGACCUUCUUCCACGACGUCGGCCUCGGCGGCGUCGGCUACGAGGUGAGCCGCUACCUCUACGCCACCUGCAACGGCCUCAAGCUCCCCAACUUCGCCAACCGGAAGCACACGGCCGCCGACGCCAAGCUGUGGAGCGAGUCCGGCACGUUCAUCGGGUACGUGGCCGUGUCGACCGACGAGGAGACGGCGCGGCUCGGCCGCCGGGACAUCGCCGUGGCGUGGCGCGGCACGAUCACCCGCCUCGAGUGGGUGGCCGACCUGACGUCCGACCAGAUCCCUCUGCGCGAGACGGGCGUCCCGUGCCCGGACCCGGACGUGAAGGUGGAGAGAGGGUUCGCGGCGCUGUACACGGACAAGGACGCCGGCUGCCGGUUCUGCAGGUACUCGGCGCGGGAGCAGGCGCUGGCCGAGGUGCGCAAGCUGGUGGAGCUCUACCACGGGCGGGGCGAGCAGGUGAGCGUGACGGUCACGGGCCACAGCCUGGGCAGCGGGCUGGCGAUGCUGUGCGCGUUCGACGUCGCGGAGACGCGCGCGAACGCGUCGCCGGACGACGGCAGGGUCAGGGUGGCGCCGGUGUGCGUGUUCUCCUUCGCCGGCCCGCGCGUGGGCAACGUCGGCUUCAGGCGGCGGUUCGAGCGGGAGCUCGGCGUGCGUGCGCUGCGCGUGGUGAACGUGCACGACAGGGUGCCCAAGGUGCCCGGCGUGUUCUUCAACGAGGCGGCGUUCCCGGAGCUGGUGCUGCGGGCGGUGGGCAGGCUGGGCGUCGGCGGCGUGUACACGCACCUGGGCGUGGCGCUGGAGCUGGACCACAGGGCGUCGCCGUUCCUCAAGGAGACCCUGGACAUCUCGUGCUACCACAACCUGGAGGCGCACCUGCACCUGCUGGACGGCUUCCGCGGCUCCGGCGAGGGGUUCGAGCUCCGAGGCAGGGACCCCGCGCUGGUGAACAAGUCGAGCGACUUCCUCCGGGAGGACCACAUGGUGCCGCCCGUGUGGUACCAGGCGGAGAACAAGGGCAUGGUGAGGACGGAGGACGGGCGGUGGGUGCUGCCGCCGCGGCAGCGGGAGCUCGACCAACACCCGGAGGACACUGACCAUCACCUCCAGCGGCUCGGCCUCACCCUCACCGCGUGAAGGUGAAGCUAAACGAUGCGAGGCCUGCACGCUACGGAGUACCACUACUACUGUAGUGCGUGUACAAACAUAGCGUUGGCAGCUCGGUGGCGAUGGCGCGCUCCAGAGCGCGUCGAUGGCGUGCAUGAUGCGGGUGACGUGCGUCGGCAGUCGGUUACUCUGUUGCCGUGCGCGUUCGUGCAGUGGCAGCAGAAAGGUCGUGUGGUUCGAUUGUAAUUCCCUCUACUUGUGUUUGCAAAUUGUCAGAAAAGCUGCUGCUUGCAGCGCCAAAAAUCUCUGCGAUUUCCACCCGUUC